This is a messenger RNA of Penicillium malachiteum, 2169 nucleotides long. RefSeq names its product E3 ubiquitin-protein ligase BRE1. The record is from RefSeq and is a predicted model, not a curated record. Gene Ontology annotation, molecular function: ubiquitin protein ligase activity. The transcript is spliced from 6 exons. Bases 1 to 2169 code for a protein of 722 amino acids. Gene Ontology annotation, cellular component: nucleus; HULC complex. Lineage: Eukaryota; Fungi; Ascomycota; Eurotiomycetes; Eurotiales; Aspergillaceae.
AUGCCGGCCGCCGAAUCCCCUAUCGUGUCUACAGAAUCCGGUCCUCUCAAAAUGGAUGACCGGAAGCGACCCGCUGCCGAUAACAAUGACUCCGCCCCGCCAUUGAAGAAACAGGCUACUUCUGUAAAUGGCGGGAGCAAGCCUCACCCCGACGCCGAUAUGCCCUGGAAAGAUGACUUGGAGAGGAUUCAAAAGGAUGCGAUCCUGCGUCAGAUGCAAGAAUACAAGCGCGAGAAGGUGGCUUUGGAGGCGCGAGUGAGCCAGAUUUCGAAAACGGCCUCAGAUCACAAUGAUCGUCUCCGAGUGAUUGAUUCAUGGUUCUGUCAGUUCCUGGAUGAAAUCAAAUUGCUCUUAGGACCUUCCAAUGAUUUGACCAAUGAUCAUGCAUUCAAGAGUUCGCUGCAAUUUGACGAUAAUGAUGCCUUUGAAACCCACUUGAAAGCGAGGUCUGACGACAUUCGCCAAAUCAUUGCUCAGUUCCAGUCCAAGGUUGCAAAUGUGUCUCCAGAUGUCACAGAUCUUCAAGGCCAAUUGGCCAAAAAGCUCGCAGAAGAAAAGAUACACAUUUCUGAAUUGGAAAAGACCCUUGCGGAAAAGCAACAACUGGAAGAAAGUCUGGAGACGGCCUCAUUGCGAUAUAUGAUGGCUGAAAAGAAGUUAGACCGUGCGAGGAGCGUGACUGCUGCCAAACUUGAAAAGGGAUACAUCAUGGGCAAUCAAAGACCUAGUUCAGAAGGUGCGCAAACAAAGCGGGAGGAGUCAUCCUCCGCCAAUGGUGGAACACCUUCCGGAGAACGCAGUGCCGAGUUAGAAGAAACCAACAACCAACUAGCCGCUGUAUCUGAAAAGCAGAAAGAGCAGUUGCAAAAAUUGGAGACUGAAAAUGCAAGCCUUUUGACUCAGAUCACGGAGGUUAAGGUCAAGUAUUCGAAGUUGACAGACGAUGACUAUGCGCAAACCGAUCUUUUCAAACAACUGCGUUCCCAAUACGACGAUGUGGUAAAGCGCAUCAACCAUCUUGAAGCAACAAACAUUCAGCUUCGCGAGGAGGCUGAAAAAUAUCGCUCAGAACGGACUGCAUACAAGACCCAGGUCGAAGACGAAGCGCGCAGCACAAUCGCGGAGAAGGACAGCCAACUAGUCCGAGCGGAAACUGAUCUUGCCCGUAUUCGAAACGCCCGUGACGAACUUUUGGCGGAUUUGCAAAUGCGAAAGGCUUCUCACGACCAAGAAAAAACCACAGGAUCCAAGUUGCAGGAGCUCGCGGACGCUCGAGAGGCUCGGAUCAGCGCUUUGGAGUCCGAGGCCGAGAGGCUGAGAUUGCAAAUUGAGGGCUCUAAAUCCUCGGAAGGUGUGGCGGACAUGCCACUUGAAGAUCUCCGUGCCAAGUACACCGGGCUGGAACGUCAAUAUGGCAUGCUGAAUACGGAGUUGACAUCAAUGCAAAUGGCGUACAAGAAAUUUUCGACCCUCGCAUCUCAGAAAGUUAUCGAUUUCAGUGCCUUGGAAGAGAAGAUUACACGAUUGACGGCCGAGAAGUCGAAGGCGGACCAGAAGUAUUUUGCAGCUAUGAAGAGCAAGGAAGCCCGUGAAACCGAAGUUCGCACACUGAGAAUACAGAACUCCAAGACCUCCGAUAUCGUUGCGCAACUCAAGGACUCAGAAUCUACCACUCGAUCACUAUUGUCUAACAUGGAAAAGCAAGCCAGCGAAGCCAAGGAAGCUUUGGCGGCUAUCCAAGACAAGCACAGAUCUACCCAACAGCAGAUGACCGAAAGUAAUAUUGUGAUGGAUGGUUUGAAGGCCCAGAUCGCUGAAUUAAAGGCGAUCUCGACUUCGAAGGAUUCGACUCUGGGGAACACUUCAACUGCCUUGCGACAGGCGGAAACCGAGAUUGUCAGCCUCAAGCAAUCUCUUACCGAUACAAAGAAGAGCCUUGAGAACUGGAAGGGCAAGAGUCUCGGCAAUAGCUCCUCCGAAUAUGAGAUGUUGCGGACUCUUGCCUUGUGUACAGUGUGCCGUCGCAACUUCAAGAACACUGCCAUCAAGACUUGUGGCCAUGUCUUCUGUAAGGAUUGUGUGGAAGAGCGGUUGACCUCUCGUUCUCGAAAGUGUCCUAACUGCAACAAAUCCUUCGGAAGCAAUGAUCAUAUGCACAUUACCCUCUGA